GAUAAACGUGUUUAAGUGGACUCUGUUUAAACUUUCGGGAUGUUUCACCUCAGACUCAUCUCCUGUUAGCCAAGAAUGCUAAAGGAAGUUAGCUUGUCAGCAGGAAAUAGCCGGAGCCGGAGCUCGGCCUCACAGUCGGAGCAGCUUCCAUAGAGACCAAACUGUAUUUUUCACGGAGCCCAAAUGUCCAAAUGUCCAGAUAGAGCUGUCUGAAUAGACUCUGUGCUGUUCCCUUUAUCUGAACAUGUUUAACAUCUGAAUUAUCUCCCGGUGUCCUACGAAGCUAAUGCAGUUAGCUUAGCUUGCUAGCUGGAAACAGUCUGGAGGAAAAGCUGCUGUGAAUUAGUAAAAAUGUCUAAAGUGGAGAACGAGGAGGAACUUUGUGGACAACGCAAACUACUGGACGCUGUUUUCAAGCCUGAAGCAGAUGUCCAGCUGCUGUUGGUAAGAACAGAAGAGGUUCCCCCUGAGCAGCAGGAGUGGAGCCCCACUCUGGACCAGGAGGACCCACCAGAGCCCCAACACAUUAAAGAGGAACAGGAGGAACUCUGGACCAGUCGGGAGGGAGAGCAGCUUCAAGGACUGGAGGAGGCUGAUAUCACCAAGUUCACAUUCACUCCAGUUCUUGUGAAGAGUGAAGAAGACGAUGAAGAGACACCUCAGUCCUCACAGCUUCAUCAAAGACUAACUGAACAGGAGAAAACAGAAUCUGAUGGAGAGGACUGUGGAGGACUAGAACCAGCCAGGAACUCUGAAGUAGAUGGACAUCUACAACAGGCCACUGACAAGACUUCACACUCUGAACCUGAGACUGAUGACAGUUGUGAUUGGGAGGAGACCAGGGAACCUGGCCAGGUGAAGUCAUGUUCAGACCCUCUGCAAAAUAACGGUGGAUGUACCACUGGUGAGAAAUCAUUUAGCUGCUCUGAGUGUGGUAAAUUAUUCAGCCAAAACUCAAAUCUGAAGAGACAUAUGAGAAUUCACACAGGAGAGAAAGCAUAUAGUUGUUCAUUUUGUGGUAAAGGAUUUAUACGAAGUUCAAAUUUGACCACACACCUAAUAGUUCAUACAGGAGAAAAACCUUUCAGCUGCUCAGUUUGUAAAACAAGUUUUGGUGACAGAAGCUCUUUGUCCAGACACAAGAGAAUCCACACAGGGGAGAAACCAUUUAUUUGCUCUAUCUGUGGUAAAAGAUUUGCAGAAAGCUCUAAUUUGACCUCACACUUAAGAGUUCAUACAGGAGAAAAACCUUUCAGCUGCUCAAUUUGUAAAACAAGUUUCCGUGACAGAAGCUCUUUGUCCACACACAUGAGAAUACAUACUGGGGAGAAACCAUUUAGUUGUUCAGAUUGUGGUAGAAGAUUUGCGAGAAAUACACUUUUGAGACAACACUCAACUGUCCACACAGGGGAGAAACGCUUACAUUGUUUUGUUUGUGGUAAAAGAUUUGCUGAAAGCUCAAAUUUGACCUCACACUUGAGAGUUCAUACAGGAGAAAAACCUUUCAGCUGCUCAGUUUGUAAAGCAAGUUUCAGUCAAAGAAGUGCUUUGUCCAGACACGUGAGAAUCCACACGGGCGAGAAACCAUUUAGUUGCAGUGUUUGUAAUAAAAAAUUCCCUCGGCUCGAUUACCUCAAAUCACACAACUGUGCUGUUGAGAGCAGGGAAAGUAAAUAAAGCUGCAGAGAAGCCUUGUGAUCAUUUUAAUUAAGGUUUUAUUAGUGUCACAAUAUUUGGUUGUUUUCAGGGUGCGUUUUGGUAUUACUUAUUCAUUGAUUUAAAAUGGAUUAAAAUUGUCUUAGUGCUGUACAGGUGACGUAAAAUACUGUGUUCAACGUUUUUUAAAAUAUAGUUUAUAAAUGAAAUGACUUGACUUACCUCCCAACAACAGUUUAUUUCUAAUUGAAUUGGCUUGAGCUCCUUAUGUGUAAAACCUGAACAGUUGAUUCUGAAACUGCUCAUACUGUAAUAAUAUAUCUUCAUUUGUAUAGCGUGUUUCAGUACCAAAAAAAUGCUUUACAGCAACCAAUGUCAAACAUAGACACACGGUAUCGCACACAGUGUGGUGUGCAACGAAUCACGUAGUGGUUUGGAUAAAGUAAAUAAAACAUAAAUCAGUCAAUAAACAAAUAACGGAGGAAUACAUUACACAGCACACAUUGAAAGCUGUUUUGCAUAAAUGAGUCUUCAGAAGUGAGAUGGAACCAGGAGCAGACUCUGAUCUCCUCUGGUAGACUGAUCCAGAGUGGAGGGGCCCUGAUAGCCGAGGCCCUGUCUCCUUUGAUUUUUAACCUAGACCUUGGAAUAGUUGGCAAUGUCCUACCAGAGGAUAAAAGCUCAAAGAUUUGAAAGUGCUGGCCCAUGUCUGGCCUUAAAAGUAAAAAAGUCAAUCCUUAAAGAUUGAAGAUGAAAUUUUUACACAAGGUAAACGUCAAGCUGCAGCAUUUUGGUGGUGAAUUGAUUUAGGUAUACUAAAUUAUAAUUUAUUAUUUAGAAAACCUGAUAGAUACAAGUUACAUGAUCCAACUGUAAAUAAUCAUUAUGCAGAAAGUAAAGUACUUGCAAAUUUUUUGGAAUCUAAAACAAGCAGUUUCUGGCAUUUUCAUGUUUUUCUAAUGAAGAGAAAAAGGUCGUCGUCCACCCUGAUGAUUAUGUUCAUCUAAUUUUAUCUAUAGUGACAUAAUAAAUGGGUGAAUAAAAAAAUAAUGUAGGAUCAUGUGGAUCUAAUAACCAGUGUCCAAAAUAAUGACAUGCCAACAAUAAACGGAUGGCAAAAGAAAGAGCAAAAGCUCUGAGAAAGUCCAGUUAUGAGAGAAAUAUGACCCCUGGGAAGGUUCCUGUCUUUUUAUUAGACUGAACAAACGCUUACAUGUUCACGUUUCAUAAUGCAGAUAGUCACAGCAUAGUAUGACAAAAUAUAGCACUGUUUUUCAAAUUAUAAUUCACACUGUUUAGUUGCUCUCAGCUGUCUGUGAGUCUUCUUAGUAUACUGAAUUGUUGGUCCCAUAUCUCGAUGUGUGCUAUUUCUAAAGCUCACUUCUGCUCAUAUAAUACACAUAGAAAUCUAUACUUUAAUGUGUUUAUUCUCCUACAAGCACUGCAGUAAUACAUCUUUUGACUGGUACAAUGACGUUUACUCUGAUGUCCACUGGAUGGCAGCAAUAUCUCAAUGAACUACAUGCAAAAACAGGGAAAACCAACUGUUCCACUUUUUAUGAACUUUUCUGCUGAUGUUUGUUGUUUAUUAGUUUAUGUGCGAGGAACAGUUUCAGAAACUUCAGGACUUAAUAAGAGACACUAUUAACCACUUUUAAACGUGACUUAUUAAGACUAAUAGUUCAAUAAAAUGCAGAAAGACAAUUAUUUUAGACUGUAAUGUUUUAAAGGAUUUAUUCAGGGCUGGAUUCACAGUUAUUAAAAGAAGUUUAAUAGAUAGGACAGUGGCAAGAAACGAGGGAGAGCAGUUGGGUGACAGGUUGGAUUCAAACAGGGUCGCUGCAGCAAGGGCUCAGCCUUGUACAUGGGCUACCAGGUGAGCUAAACCUCGCCCCUGCCUUCAGCGUCUUUGUAAAAGACAAUUGCAGUGAAUGCAACAGAAGAUUAGAUGUGGAGUUCUAGGUACUUUUAAGUUCCUCUCAAAAUGUGUCCAGUUCACCACCUGAAGACAAAAGAAUAGAAGGGUUAAUGUCUAAAACAUAGAUUCUGAUUUUUCUUAUGUGAAAUUUUCUGAUACCAGUGUUUCCUCAGAUGAUGCUAUCUCACUGCACACUGCUUUAAUUCACCUUGAAAAGAAAAAUACCUAUGUCAAAAUGAAGUUUAUUGAUUGUAGCUGUAAUUUUAAUACAGCUGUUCCAUCCAAACUGCUGUUAAAACUCAGAGGUCUUGGUUCUGUAAUUGGCUAUUUGACUUCCUGACAGGCUGAGUAGGUAAAACAUACUUGUCUGAAUUACUCCUUACUCCUUUUCACUCACAACUGUGUCGCCAAAUAUAACAACAGCGUCAUAAAAUUUGCAUAUGACACCAUAUUGAUUGGACUAACAGUGAUGAGAGGGCCUCUGAGGGAAGCGGACGUUCUAUCCAUAUGGUACAUCCUUCUAAAUGUCAAUAAGACAAAGAAAAUCAUUGUUGACUUCAGGAGGAUCAGGAAAUCACACCAACUGCAUCCUCAAGAAGGUGCAGCAGAGAUUGUACUUUCUGAGGCACCUUUUUAGUAUGAGUACCAAGGCUCUUGUGAACAACUAUUGCUGCACCACAGAUAGUAUUCUGACAGGCUGCAUCACUGUGUUGUUUGGCGACCUGACUGCUCAGGACCACAGACAGCAGGAAAAAGGAUUGUCAGAGAACUAUCACAACUCCACGAUAUUCACUCCAUCUGCUGCAAAAACAAAGCCCUAAACAUCUUUAAGGACACCAGCCUCCCUGCUCAUGCUCUUUUGUUCACUCGUCCCAUCCAAUAAACGUUACCAGAGCAUCAGAUCACAGAAAAACCGACUCAGUAACUGCUUCUUUUCGCAGGCAGUCAGGUUGCUAAAUAGCUGACGCACCACACACGUUUUGUAAAACAUGAAUUGCUAUUGUGUAAUGUUAUUGUAUGUUGUAUUAAAUAUUGUGUGUUGUA
Molecule: messenger RNA, 4618 nt
Organism: Micropterus dolomieu (smallmouth bass)
Lineage: Eukaryota; Metazoa; Chordata; Actinopteri; Centrarchiformes; Centrarchidae
Product: zinc finger protein OZF-like
Exons: 2
Coding region: 352-1677 (441 amino acids)
Biological process (GO): regulation of transcription by RNA polymerase II
Molecular function (GO): DNA-binding transcription factor activity, RNA polymerase II-specific; RNA polymerase II cis-regulatory region sequence-specific DNA binding
Source: RefSeq, a predicted model, not a curated record